AUGUCGUUCGCGCCUUCUCGCCUGCUCAUCUUUGGCGCCACCGGCGCCAUUGGCAAGUACAUCACCGAGGCCGUCCUGGCAGCCAAGCCGGCGUUCUCGCACGUGUCCAUCUUCACGUCGACCAAUACCGCCACCACCAAGCCGGAGCUGCUGUCCCGCUGGAAGGCCUCGGGCGUCUCGCUGUCCGUCGUCGUCGGCGACGUUACCAGUGCCGACGACGUCGCCAACGCCUACAAGUCCGAGAAGCCCGACACGGUCAUCUCGGCGCUGGGCCGCGGCGCGCUCCACGUCCAGACCAAGCUCGUCGAGCUCGCCGAGGCGUCGGAGUCGGUCAAGUGGCUGUUCCCGUCCGAGUACGGCACCGACAUUGAGCACAACGCCAAGAGCCCCAACGAGAAGCCGCACCAGAACAAGCUGGCCCUGCGCAAGUACAUCCGCGAGAACGUCAAGAAGCUGCACGUCACCUACCUGGUCACCGGCCCGUACUUUGACAUGUGGGUGGCCUCGCCCACCGACCCCAAGCUGGGCAGGUUCGACGCGGCCAACAAGCAGGCCUAUGUCAUUGAGGACGGCGAGGGCAAGAUCGGCUUCUGCACGAUGCUCGACGUCGGCAAGUUCUUGGUGGCUGCCCUGCGCCACCCGCAAGAGUCCUUUGGCAAGGCCCUCAAGGUGCAGUCCUUUGUCGUCACGCCCAACGAGGUGGUCGCCGCGUACGAGAAGCAGACGGGCGGCGACAAGUGGCAGGUCACCAAGGUGCCGCUGGCCGAGCUGCAGGCGCUCGAGGAAAAGGCAUGGGCGGACGGCAUUCCUACGGCCACGGCCUACACGCUGCGCCGCAUCUGGGCCGAGGGCGGCACCCUGUACGAGAAGAACGACAACGAGCUGAUUGGCGUCGGCCCCAACGACACGGACAGCCUGGCAACGGCCGUGGGCCGGGCGCUGGCAAGUAACUAA
This is a messenger RNA of Sporothrix brasiliensis 5110, 954 nucleotides long. RefSeq names its product isoflavone reductase family protein. Lineage: Eukaryota; Fungi; Ascomycota; Sordariomycetes; Ophiostomatales; Ophiostomataceae. Bases 1 to 954 code for a protein of 317 amino acids. The record is from RefSeq and is a predicted model, not a curated record. The transcript has a single exon.